CACUGGGUGCAACCACAGAACUAAUCAAUGAUCCAUUGAGUCAAGGAACGACCGAGGAAAAAAAGAAAGACAGUAAAAAAAAAUACAGAAAAAGGAACGGUAUUUCGAUUACUACACGCGGAAGCCACGAACCAAAUACCCGCUAACAAAGGUUCCGUUUCCUUGGUAUCGGCAGUACGAAUACGAUAUCCAACGAUAUCCAAACCUGAUAAAGCAUCAUUCCUUUUUGGGCUCCAUCUCUCAAACAUUUUAGCCCCGUUAUUCGUUAUUAGUUCGUUCGACUCCAGUUCGACUAUUGCCAUUAACGCCUUUUUUAUUUUACAUGUGAUUAAAUUACUCCUGCAGAUUGUUUCUGUUGGAAUCAUUCUUACUAUUAUUAUAAUUAUUGUUGUUAUCAUUGUUAUUAGAACAUUUCUCCCUUUCGUUGAUCUUUUUCUUUCCUUAUAUACAUCUUGUCUUAUAUCAUUGAAUUCGCAACAUCGCCUUCCCUGCAUGUGUGAACCGAAGUUUUCCCUCGUCAUUCCCCCUCAUAUUGCCCUCGAAUAUGGCUGUCCCCGCAGCUCCACCUGCAAGCCAUGAUCCGGUCAAUGCCGCUGGGGAGCCCUCGCAGGCUCUCCAGAGACCUUUAAUUGCUGGAAAUACCAGCUCUGACAGCGAUGAGCCGGUUGUAAACGGUGUGGAUGUCGCUCGAGAAGACGAGGCGGACGGAAUGGUCGGUGUCAGCAUCAGUCGAGCCCAAAGUCGCAUGAAGGCCCGUUCGACUCCGGCGGAGGAAAAGACACGCGCGAUGGAACACAAUGGGGGUUAUUUUGACCCCAUUCCAGACACCGACGACUCGAGCGGUCUUUAUACUUCCGAGAUCACCGAUGAACCAGAACAACUACCACAGACCUCAAAGCCGGAGUCUAGCCAACCGUCAGUUUCACCCCAGACUGAGGCAUACCAAAACGGAACAGCUUUCUCUAAAGAUGGUGCCAACAGUCGCACCAGUUUCACCCGGUCGAUCUUGAAGAACGGCUUGCCCCUGCGGCCUCGGGCUUGGUCGGGCGAUACCAUGAAGAAGUUCCUGCCCGAUUUAGGGUAUCUUACUAAACGGACUUCUUUGCCUUUCCGCUCUUCGCAAAAUCGCUCUCGCAGUCAGACCCUGAAACCUUCCUCGUCCAAGUUGGCGCUUGGCCAAGAGGAAGAAUCUUAUGCAAAGCCAAGGCGCAGAUCGUGGAACGAUUCCGACUCUAACAACGGGCUCGUUGAUGAGCCAAUCUCCGAUCUUAAACCGCUCGACGGCGCGACGGCAGCCAAGCAUUCGUUUACCCGUCGGCCCAGCACGACUGUUUCAGGUGCGCCGUUGAUGCUUAGGAGAUCAUCUUCUGAUCAAUCCUUGUAUCUGAGAGCAUCAUCCACUGCGUCAUCACUCGAUCAGCGGCCCCAGUAUGAGCACAUUCACUCUCAAGUCAACAGCCGGUUCAAGGCCAUCAAGGACAGUCUACAAGACUCGAGCAGCCGCUUGCUUAGCAUGCCUAGCUUGCACUUACAGGACUUGCGGAGUGACUGGGGCUACAAACCGUUCCUGGGAGAUGUUGCGAAUCGGAAAGGCAACAACUACGCCGAUGAACUGCCACCUACGAGUGACGCGCCUCGAGAACAAGCGCCACCUCAAUUCGGAGCGCGUCCACCGCGAGCUAAUUCCAAUACGUGGCAUCCCAUAUUAAACGAAGCUAUGUCUGAGUUAACGGGCGAUGUUGUUAUCAUGGGAGGCUACCGAGGAUCUGUCUUACGUUCCGCUAAACCACCACAGCGUCAACUGUGGGUUCCGAUGAAAGUUGGGCUAAAUCUUCGCAAAGUGGACCUUGAAGUCGGCCUGAACCCGGAGGAUGAGGAGCGCAUGGAGGAAACAAUUAUUCCCUCGGGAGUUCUAUCGCAUGUCGGGCCGGUUGACAUUUGUCGUCGACUGAUGAAACACCUCCGAAAGUCUGAGAAUGCUGUCAAAGGUGACCUCCGCGUAUGGGACUAUGGUUACGAUUGGCGCUUGAGCCCACAUCUUCUCUCAAAAAAGCUGAUCAAGUUUCUGGAGGGCUUACCCUGUAAUGCGCCCGGUGUCCCCUCCGAAAAGAGGGGUGCUUGGGUUGUUGCGCACAGUCUCGGGGGCUUGAUCACCCGCCACGCCGUAAACCAACGUCCGGAACUCUUUGCUGGCGUUCUCUACGCCGGUGUCCCGCAACACUGUGUCAAUAUCCUAGGCCCUCUUCGCAAUGGGGAUGAUGUAUUGCUCAGCUCUCGUGUGCUCACGGCUCAGGUGAACUUCACAUUCCGGACCAGCUUUGCCCUCCUUCCCGAAGAUGGGCACUGUUUCAUCGAUAAGCGCACCAAAGAAGAAUAUCGUGUGGACUUCUUCAACGUCCAGGCCUGGGACGAAUACCGGCUUUCGCCCGUCAUCAACCAAGCCCUCCCACCCAUGACAAACAAAGGCUUCGGUCUUGGAGGUAACAUCGGGAAACGCUUCUCCGCUGUUCUGGGUAGCAAGGAUAGCUUGCCAUCUGAGGAUACACCCGACGAGGAGCACCAAGAUCCGAACCAGACCGGUCGCAGCAAUCCAAAUCCCAUUACCGACCCAGCCGAGAAACUAGCCCCGAGCAUUGAGGGCGUUGUUGGCCCGACGUCCAACCUCCGCGGCUCGGCCAAUGUCAAAGCCACCACUACCGUUACCAUCCCCCGAGCUGCAGCCAUAACCUAUCUCGAACGCACACUCGCCGAAGUCCGUCGCUUCAAGCAAGAACUCGCUUUCAACCCCUCUCAUCAAUCCAGCAACAGCUACCCGCCUUUCGCAGUUCUAUACGGCAAAUCAGUUCCCACCGUCUAUGGCGCGCGCAUCUCGACGCGUGAACAGAUUAAACAUCAAGAUGCCUACGAUGACCUCGCCUUCGCCGCAGGGGACGGUGUCUGUCUCGCGUCCGCAGCAAUGCUGCCCCCAGGUUAUCGAAUCAUUAAACAUGGCCUGGUGAGAAGCGAUCGUGGUCACGUCGGGUUAUUGGGCGAUCUGGAAGGCGUCGGCCAAUGUCUUCGGGCUUUGGUGCGCGGAAGACGAGAAAAUGUAGGAAUCAGCGAUUCACCAUCAUCAACCUGAAGAUACCUCUUCUCUCCUCUUCUAUAGUUAUCUCCCCCUUUUGAAGCGAUACCCUUUCUCCCCUCUCUUAUAGAAGAAAAACCAUCCUCAUUUUGUCCCCUCGCCCAAUAUUUCUUCUCAAGGCUUAUUUCUGACAGAUUUGCCUUGGAUCAUGCUCACGAUGAUGAUCAUACGAGUAAUGACAAAAAUUGCAUUACAUCUUCACAUUAUCCGAAAGAACUAUAUCUUGCAUAAAGUGCUGCGGUACUAUAUCUGUAUAUAUUUACUGUUAUAUAGAAACCUGUAUAUACAAACAACCUGAGUCUAUCUGUUACUUUUUUUUUCUUUUUUGGGAACCGUAACCACAUAAUCU
This is a messenger RNA of Aspergillus caelatus, 3473 nucleotides long. RefSeq lists its product as uncharacterized. Lineage: Eukaryota; Fungi; Ascomycota; Eurotiomycetes; Eurotiales; Aspergillaceae. The record is from RefSeq and is a predicted model, not a curated record. Gene Ontology annotation, molecular function: triacylglycerol lipase activity. The coding region runs from base 545 to 3121 and encodes 858 amino acids. The transcript has a single exon.